GGAGGAGGAAGAUGGCGGGAGGGCGGCUCUGAGGAGACCUCGGCGGCGGCGGAGGAGGAGAGAAGCGCAGUGCCGCGCCGCGCCGGGGCCCAUGUGGGGAGGAGUCGGAGUCGCUGUUGCCGCCGCCGCCGCCGCCGCCUGUAGCUGCUGGACCCGGGUGGGAGUGAGGGGGAAACGGCAGGAUGAAGUUCGCCGAGCACCUCUCCGCGCACAUCACUCCCGAGUGGAGGAAGCAGUACAUCCAGUAUGAGGCUUUCAAGGAUAUGCUGUAUUCAGCUCAGGACCAGGCACCUUCAGUGGAAGUUACAGAUGAGGACACAGUAAAGAGGUAUUUUGCCAAGUUUGAAGAAAAAUUUUUCCAAACCUGUGAAAAAGAACUUGCCAAAAUCAACACAUUUUAUUCAGAGAAACUCGCAGAGGCUCAGCGUAGGUUUGCUACACUUCAGAAUGAGCUUCAGUCAUCACUGGAUGCACAGAAAGAAAGCACUGGUGUUACUACACUGCGACAACGCAGAAAGCCAGUCUUCCACCUGUCCCAUGAGGAGCGUGUCCAACAUAGGAAUAUUAAAGACCUUAAACUGGCCUUCAGCGAGUUCUACCUCAGUCUUAUCCUGCUGCAGAACUAUCAGAAUUUGAAUUUUACAGGGUUUAGAAAAAUCCUUAAAAAGCAUGACAAGAUCCUGGAAACUUCUCGUGGAGCAGAUUGGCGAGUGGCUCAUGUAGAAGUGGCUCCAUUUUAUACAUGCAAAAAAAUCAACCAGCUCAUCUCUGAAACUGAGGCUGUAGUGACCAAUGAACUUGAAGAUGGUGACAGACAAAAGGCUAUGAAGCGUUUACGUGUCCCCCCUUUGGGAGCUGCUCAGCCUGCACCAGCAUGGACUACUUUUAGAGUUGGCCUAUUUUGUGGAAUAUUCAUUGUGCUGAAUAUUACCCUUGUGCUUGCAGCUGUUUUUAAACUUGAAACAGAUCGAAGUAUAUGGCCCUUGGUAAGAAUCUAUCGGGGUGGCUUUCUUCUGAUUGAAUUCCUUUUUCUACUGGGCAUCAACACGUAUGGUUGGAGACAGGCUGGAGUAAAUCAUGUGCUCAUCUUUGAACUUAAUCCAAGAAGCAAUUUGUCUCAUCAGCAUCUCUUUGAGAUUGCUGGAUUCCUGGGGAUAUUGUGGUGCCUGAGCCUUCUGGCAUGCUUCUUUGCUCCAAUUAGUGUCAUCCCCACAUAUGUGUAUCCACUUGCCCUUUAUGGAUUUAUGGUUUUCUUUCUUAUCAACCCCACUAAAACUUUCUAUUAUAAGUCCCGGUUUUGGCUGCUUAAACUGCUGUUUCGAGUAUUUACUGCCCCCUUCCAUAAGGUAGGCUUUGCUGAUUUCUGGCUGGCCGAUCAGCUAAACAGCCUGUCAGUGAUCCUAAUGGACCUGGAAUAUAUGAUCUGCUUCUACAGUUUUGAGCUCAAAUGGGAUGAAAGUAAGGGCCUGUUGCCAAAUGAUUCAGAAGAACCAGAAAUCUGCCACAAAUAUUCAUAUGGUGUGCGAGCCAUUGUUCAGUGCAUUCCUGCUUGGCUUCGUUUCAUCCAGUGCCUGCGCCGAUACCGUGACACAAGAAGGGCCUUUCCUCAUUUAGUUAAUGCUGGCAAAUACUCCACAACUUUCUUCAUGGUGACGUUUGCAGCCCUUUACAGCACUCAUAAAGAACGAGGUCACUCGGAUACCAUGGUGUUCUUUUACCUGUGGAUCGUCUUUUGUAUCAUCAGUUCCUGCUAUACCCUCAUCUGGGAUCUGAAGAUGGACUGGGGUCUCUUUGAUAGGAAUGCAGGAGAAAAUACUUUCCUCCGGGAAGAGAUUGUAUACCCUCAAAAAGCCUACUACUAUUGUGCCAUCAUAGAGGAUGUGAUACUACGCUUUGCUUGGACUAUCCAAAUCUCGAUUACCUCUACAACUUUGUUGCCUCAUGCUGGGGACAUCAUUGCUACUGUCUUUGCUCCUCUUGAGGUUUUCCGGCGGUUUGUGUGGAACUUUUUCCGCCUGGAAAAUGAACAUCUAAAUAACUGUGGUGAAUUUCGUGCUGUGCGAGACAUCUCUGUGGCCCCCCUGAACGCAGAUGAUCAGACACUCCUAGAGCAGAUGAUGGACCAGGAUGAUGGGGUACGAAACCGCCAGAAGAAUCGGUCAUGGAAGUACAACCAGAGCAUCUCCUUGCGCCGGCCUCGCCUCGCUUCUCAAUCCAAGGCUCGAGACACUAAGGUAUUGAUAGAAGACACAGAUGAUGAAGCUAACACUUGAAUUCUCUGAAGUCUAGAUUAACAUCUUUGUUUUCCUACUCUACAAUUCUUUCCUCGACCAACGCAACCUCUAGUACCUUUUUCCAGCUGAAAACAGGAGAAAACACGUAACACAUUUUCCGAGCUCUUCCAGAUCGGAUCCUAUGGACUCCAAACAAGCUCACUGUGUUUCUUUUCUUUUCUUCUGGUUUAAUUUUAAUUUUCUAUUUUUAAAACAAAUAUUUACUUCAUUUUGCCAAUCAGAGGACGUUUUAAGGAACAAAAACAUAGUACCUUAUGGAUUGUUUACAAUCACAAGGACACAGAUACCUAUCAGGAAGAACAGGCAUUGCAAGGACCCUCUGAUGGGAUGGUACCGAGAUAGCUCGGCUUCUGCUUGGUCCAGUUUUGACUGGUUGAAACUGGACAUUGGUUUUUAAAUUUUUUGUCAGUUUAUGUGGAGAAUCUUUUCCUUUCCUUCAUACCCAGCGCAAAGGCACUGGCUGCACUUGCAGGGAAAGUGCAUCUUGGAGCAGUACCUUCAUUCAUGAAGCUACUUUUUAAUUUGAUGUAACUUUUCUUAUU
Sciurus carolinensis (gray squirrel) is the source of this 2836-nucleotide messenger RNA. It is a transcript of the gene Xpr1, whose product is annotated as xenotropic and polytropic retrovirus receptor 1. Gene Ontology annotation, molecular function: inositol hexakisphosphate binding. Gene Ontology annotation, cellular component: Golgi apparatus; plasma membrane; cytoplasm. NCBI's taxonomy places the organism in Eukaryota, Metazoa, Chordata, Mammalia, Rodentia, Sciuridae. Bases 183 to 2273 code for a protein of 696 amino acids. Gene Ontology annotation, biological process: cellular response to phosphate starvation; phosphate ion transport. The record is from RefSeq and is a predicted model, not a curated record. The transcript is spliced from 15 exons.